ACAAGAUAAUGUAAAUUUCACACAUCAUUAUCAAACAAUUUACUUAAAAGAAUCCAAUGUUAAUGAUUUCUCAAAAUGUGAAACCAAAAGAAAACUUAUGACUUUAACACAUGCAACAUCUUUAAAACUACUGAAGCCAGAAGCAACAGCUUUGCUUCUUGAAAAUGAUCUCAAAGAAUACUGUUCGAUCGUGGACACUAUGCAAGGUCCAAAUGCUGUUAAUAACUACGCAGGACCUUGUCUCACUUUAGCAGCAGCUUGCAAAAAUAAAUCAAAUGCUAAGACUUGGAAAAGCUCUGCAGAUUCAUUAAAAGACGAUGCUAAGAAAAGAUUUGAGAAAUUUAGGAGUUGUACCGUUACUGACAAAGAUAUACAAAUGUUGGUAAAAGCUAAGAAUUCAAAACCGACAGAAUCUAAGACUAAUAAAGACAAUGUUGAAAAUAUUACUAAACUGAAACCAAAUUUCCAAUAUACUGAUAAUAGUAGUGGAGACAAGUCUAAAAAUAUUUUUACACCAAAGCCAAAUUUCCAAUAUACAUCAAAUUCUGCACCUAAUAAGUUCUCUCGCCAACCAUCUUUCACAAGUACCUACAAUAACAAUAAUAAGACUUCUAUCCCUGACCAACCUGAUUCACCGAGUACUACCAAUGCGUUUAGAACAGCCAAAAGUGAACUUAUUUUGCAACAAAUGAAAAAGAAUCAGGGUCAAAAAACUGAUAAUUAUGGCUACGGAAGUCUUAAAAGGUCUUUGGGCACUAGAAGAGGAGUUACUAACAAAUUUGUACCACCUAUAGCAAACGACAAUGAUAAAUCUGCUUGGAAUUCUAGUCCUCCCAAAGAAGUUGGUGGUGAAAUAGAUCCCAGAUUACAACAUAUUGACCCUAAAAUGGUCGAGUUAAUUAGAAAUGAAAUAAUGGACACAGGGAAUAAAAUAGGUUGGGAUGACAUUGCCGGUCUUGAUUUUGCAAAAUCCAGUAUUCAAGAGUCUGUAGUUUGGCCGCUGUUGAGACCUGAUAUCUUUACUGGUCUCAGGAGGCCUCCGAGAGGUAUCUUAUUGUUUGGACCUCCUGGUACUGGAAAAACACUCAUAGGUUUGACAAAGAUUGUCAAACGGAUUCAAAUUUCAAUCAGGCACGUGGGCCGUCGCAACGCGAGGCUGGGAAAGUGCAUAGCCAGUCAAUCAGGAUCAACUUUCUUCAGUAUAAGUGCCUCCAGCUUGACCUCCAAAUGGGUAGGAGAUGGUGAGAAAAUGGUCCGAGCAUUAUUCGCAGUUGCAAAUGUACAUCAACCAGCUGUAGUUUUCAUAGACGAAAUAGAUUCCCUCCUAUCCCAGCGCUCCGACACAGAGCACGAGAGCUCCCGCAGAAUCAAAACCGAAUUCCUGGUUCAGUUAGACGGCGCAGGGACUGGUGAAAGUGAUAGGAUAUUAGUCAUAGGUGCCACUAAUAGGCCCCAAGAACUAGACGAAGCUGCUAGACGAAGAUUGGUUAAACGGCUUUAUAUUCCUUUACCAGAUAAACCAGCAAGAAAUCAAAUGGUCAGUCGCCUCAUGCAAUCAGAAAAUCAUUCUUUGACUGAUGAAGAAAUUAACAGCAUAUCUGAUCUAACUGACGGUUACUCUGGUUCGGAUAUGAAGAAUCUUUGCCAGGAAGCUGCUCUCGGUCCAAUAAGAUCUUUAGAUUUUCGAGCUAUUCAGAAUAUCAAGACGAAUGAGGUUCGUCCAAUAACAUUCCAAGAUUUUGAGACAGCUUUGAAACGAGUUCGAGCUAGUGUAUCAGACAUGGACUUAGACCAAUACGUGAAGUGGAAUAAUUUAUACGGUUCUGGAUAAAUAAUUCUGUCUGAAAUCA
Molecule: messenger RNA, 1850 nt
Organism: Ctenocephalides felis (cat flea)
Lineage: Eukaryota; Metazoa; Arthropoda; Insecta; Siphonaptera; Pulicidae
Product: fidgetin-like protein 1
Exons: 9
Coding region: 98-1831 (577 amino acids)
Molecular function (GO): ATP hydrolysis activity; microtubule severing ATPase activity; ATP binding
Source: RefSeq, a predicted model, not a curated record